GCAAGUGUGUUGAUGGCGUUCGAGUGUGUAGGUUAAAGCCGCUCAAGCAAAGAUAUUCAGGUUCAUGAGCAAAGCACUGCAGUCAGCACUCGACUGUAGUGAAAUUCUUGGCGUUCUUGGCUCGCUGUUGGCACAUCGCAAAUCGUAUUGUGCCUGUUUGAGUUUGUUCAUCAGUUUACACAAUCAAAUAUUCAUACAUAUAUACCACCUUUAGAGUGUGCACUCGAGCUAUCGAAGAAAACGAAACUGUGUCGCGAUUUUUUCGAUUCGUCAGGAGUUAGUCUUCACUGAAGAUCCUACGCGUUAAUACGAUACAUCUUUGUACGAGGUGCAUCGCUCCGUGACUUGUUCUAUUAUUGCCAUAGAGUCGUUGAAUGUCUUUCAAGAUGGAAAAACAAUAUUAGUUCCUGUACUAUACAGCUUCUGUGUUAUAUUAUUAAUACACUGCCAAGUGCAUUUUUGGACAGAUAAAAAUUCGAGGUAAGAGGCGCGGUCUACACACCCCCGUCUUCGGCCAAUCCGAACUCGAAUUUCACUUUCUCGCGUCUAUCUCGUGCGGAGUGUUCUACGCACAAUAAAUAGUUUCAAAAUAGGGUGUACAUUUUUAAAGUGCUACGCAUAACUGUUAAUUUGGAAAUUUCGUGAUAUAAUUGUGCCCUGUUAAGUUAACCAAGGCUGCACGUUUUUAUUUUGCUGGCUUUGUUCUGAGGUGGAAAGAUCGACACCCUUGUUUGCAUUUCACGUCCUUAUUAAAAUUGAGUUAUGGCAGAAGCCCACUCAGCUGUUGCAUUCAGUUUCGCAAUCACUCACGAAGGAUGGGAUGUGAACUUCGACAGAGAAGUCCUUCAUCUUGUAUGGGAGUCUGGUAUUCGCUCUUGGAAAAAAAGAUUUUUUAGAUUUAAGAAUAAUUUGAAAAGCGGCGUUUACCCCGCCUCAUUGAGAAGCUUAUGGUUCACAAUAUCACUAGUUACUGCCGUACACUUUGCUGGAUAUAAAGUGCCCUUCGACUUAGUUGGAAAAGUAUCACCAUAUCUUUCAGGAUCUUCCAUACCAGCACAUCUUGCUGGGUCGAUCGUAGUUGGAUUAUUGCUUUGGCUUGUAGUAAUCUACGGCAUUCGAUACACAUUAAAAUUGUUAUUUAUGUACAAAGGAUGGAUGUAUGAAUCGAGAGGGAAAGGAAGCAGCAUCUCUCGUCCAACUAUAAUAUGGUUUUACUUAGUCAAAUUAUUUUCCGGUUGGAACAAGCCAAUGUUGUACAGUUUCCAGGGUUCAUUACCUAGACUUCCACUACCAACCGUCGAUGAAACUAUGACUAGGUAUUUGCGGAGUGUGCGUCCCCUAUUGGAUGAUGAAAAUUAUAUACGCAUGGAGCGAUUGGCUAGUGAAUUCAAAAACGGAAUAGCCGUAAAACUUCAACGUUACUUGAUUCUUAAAUCGUGGUGGUCUUCAAACUAUGUCUCAGAUUGGUGGGAAGAAUACGUUUACUUACGAGGUCGCUCUGCGUUGAUGGUCAACUCAAAUUUUUACGGUAUUGACGCAAUCCUUAUGCAUCCUUCAAGAAUCCAGGCAGCUCGAGCGGCCGCUACAAUUCACUCUUGCCUGCAGUAUAGACGUCUCAUCGAGCGACAAGAAUUAGAACCAAUUCUGGUUCAAGGUCUCGUGCCCUUGUGCUCGUGGCAAUACGAAAGACUGUUCAACACGACAAGAAUACCGGGUAUUGACACAGAUAAACUAGUCCACUAUCAAGAUGCUAAACACAUCGUUGUUUACCACAAGGGCAGAUACUUUAAGUUGCUUAUCUACUAUAAGAAUAGGAUUCUUCAGGCCUGCGAAAUCGAACUACAAAUUCAGCAAAUUUUGGAAGAUCCGUCUUUACCAGCAGAAGGAGAGGAGAAAUUAGCUUCAUUGACCGCUGGUGAAAGGACACAUUGGGCUCAAACGAGACAAAGACACUUUUUUAAAGGCGUGAAUCGUGCUUCCUUGGAUCUUAUUGAGAAAGCUGCUUUUGUUGUAGCUCUCGAUGAUAUUCCUUAUGCAUUUGACAAGGAUCAUCCUGACCAACUGGACAAUUACGGUCGCAUUUUAUUACAUGGAAAAGGUUGCGACAGGUGGUUCGACAAGUCCUUUACUUUGUGUAUCGGCAGCAACGGAAGGAUUGGUUUCAAUGCUGAGCACUCGUGGGCCGAUGCACCUAUCAUGGGAACCUUAUGGGAAUACAAUCUCGGUACUGAAGUGGAAGCUGGAUACCGAGAAGAUGGACACACCUUGGGAACACCAGAAUUUGCUCCGCCAGCACCUUCGCGCCUACAGUGGGAUUUGAGUAAAGAGUGUCUCUCAGCAAUAGAAAAGUCCUAUUUAGAAGCGCAAAAGUUGUUAGAGGACGUGGAGUUGCGUAUCUACGUUCAUGAUCUCUAUGGAAAGGGUUUCAUGAAGAAUUGUUCCAUGUCACCGGACGCUUAUAUCCAAAUGGCACUACAGCUAGCCUACUUUCGAGAUGCUGGACAAUUCAGUCUUACAUACGAAGCUUCCAUGACUAGGCUAUUCAGGGAAGGUAGAACCGAGACUGUGCGACCUUGCACUGUGGAAUCCGCAGCGUGGGUCAGAGCCAUGGAAGAUGUAUCGUCGACGAUAGAUGAACGACACAGGUUAUUACUGGAAGCAGCAAAACAACAUCAGAAGGGUUAUCAGGAUGCGAUGUGUGGAAAGGGAAUAGACAGGCAUCUCUUCUGCCUGUAUGUAGUAUCAAAAUACUUAGAAGUUGACUCUCCUUUUUUGAAGGAGGUAUUGAGUGAGCCUUGGAAAUUGUCUACGUCUCAGACUCCUCACGGUCAAACGUCGAGAAUCGAUCUCAAAAGGUAUCCAAACUGCAUUUCCGCAGGUGGUGGAUUUGGACCUGUAGCUGACGACGGUUACGGAGUUUCUUACAUAAUCGCUGGAGAAGAUCUAAUAUUUUUCCAUAUUUCGAGCAAAUGCAGUUCACCGGCGACGGUAUGA
Molecule: messenger RNA, 2994 nt
Organism: Belonocnema kinseyi
Lineage: Eukaryota; Metazoa; Arthropoda; Insecta; Hymenoptera; Cynipidae
Gene: whd
Product: carnitine O-palmitoyltransferase 1, muscle isoform
Exons: 13
Coding region: 763-2994 (743 amino acids)
Biological process (GO): fatty acid metabolic process; carnitine metabolic process
Cellular component (GO): mitochondrion
Molecular function (GO): carnitine O-palmitoyltransferase activity
Source: RefSeq, a predicted model, not a curated record